GCUAACAAAAGAAAAAUUCAUUUUAACAUUGUUUAAUAACAUAAUUUCGCUCAAGAAAGAGAGAUCAAAGAUGUUUACAAUAUUAUUUAGUUUUUACUUUGGAGAGAUGCUGCAUACAUGUGUUGCGUUUUAAAACGUGCAGUAUUUACAUAUAAAUCGAUACUGUGUUUCGUAUGGUAGGCACAUACUUUAUUCAUUGUGUGAAAGGAAACUAUAUACAGCGGAUAGACGUUGCAGGUGUGUGGUUACAAACUUUUGUGUGAGGUUUUGAAAGUUGGGUAGGCGGCUCUAGGCCGAGAAGCUCUGAAAACUGUUUACUGCCUCCAUAAACCGGAAGUGACGUCAUUUAUCCGGAAAACGUAGAAUAAAGCCUGGAUUCGGCGUACGGAAAUAAAAAUCCUUUUAUGAAUCAGUGACAACCUGGUGGACACAAACAGUUUCAUUCACCGUGUAUGAAAUACCGAAUAAAGAGAAAAUAACGGAUAUACGCUGCAGUUAAAUGCCAUUACGUGCACUGAUACGUGGCGCAAGAUACAGUGCCUAUUUAUACUCAACGUGCCGGGGAAAGUGUCGUACUCAGCUACGCAUUAAGAGGCAUUAUACAGUGUUUGGAAUGGAGCACGGUACUGAAGGAGGUAGCAGCCUUGACAAUGAUAACAAACUGACAUUAUACGAGAGAAAUUUAAUGCCUGAUUGGCGAAUAGUAAAUUAUGAUCCAAAGACAGGGACUAACGUACCCAGCAAAGAACUUGCGGUAACAAAUGUUGACCUGAAGAUCCAUGAAAACACGACCGCCCAUAAUACUGCAGAAUACGACAUCGCUAAAGCUGGUGUCUAUGAUGAUAUUGAACAACUUGUUGUCAGACGUGGACAAGAGUUUGGAAUGACGAUAGAAUUCAAUAGACCGUGUGAUAUAACAAAAGAUGACUUAAGAAUUAUCUUAGAAUUCGGAGCAAAUCCAAGACCAUCAAAAGGGAGCCGUGUUGAUUUAAAACCGUCAGAAAAAGAGCUUCAGCCUAACGAAUGGGGGGCCUUUAUCAAAUCCAAGGAUGGUAAUCGGUUAAACGUAGUUAUUUUGACUCCACCAAACUGCCCAGCUGCUAAAUGGGUACUGAAAAUUGAUGUUGUGAAACAGAAGGACAGCGAAAAGACCCUUUACAGAUACGUGCACACUGAUCCAUUGUAUAUUCUAUUCAAUCCUUGGUGCAAAGAUGAUCAUGUAUACAUGGAGGAUGACGAGCUUAGAAAAGAGUAUGUAAUGAACGAAAAUGGUGAAAUCUAUGUAGGAAGUUACCGGAGUAUAAGACCUCGUAAUUGGGAAUUCGCUCAGUUCAGUGGGAAUGUACUGGAAUGUGUUAUGUAUCUUCUGGAUGACGUCUCUAAAAUCAAAGAUAAUUUCCGAGGAGAUCCAGUGAAAAUUACAAGAGAAAUGUCUAGCUUGGUUAAUAGCUGUGAUAACUCGGGUGUCCUAGCUGGCAAAUGGGCAAGCAAAGAAGAGCAUUACAGUGCUGGAAAAGUUCCAUGGUACUGGACCGGAAGUGCCGAGAUUUUGGAUCAAUAUUUAAAGAACAAGAAACCAGUGAAAUAUGGACAAUGUUGGGUAUUUUCUGGAGUUUUGACAACAGUAUGCAGAUCCCUAGGUAUACCAGCAAGAAGUGUGACCAACUUUGCAUCAGCACACGAUACUGAUGGUAGUAUAACCAUAGAUAAACACUUCAACAGUAAAGGGGAAGAAAUUGAGGAGUUAAAUUCAGAUUCUGUUUGGAAUUUUCAUGUAUGGAAUGACGCCUGGAUGGCUCGUCCUGAUUUACCACUAGGUUAUGGUGGCUGGCAGGCAAUUGAUGCUACACCACAGGAGGAAAGUAUGGGAGUGUACCGCAUGGGACCGAUGCCAAUAAAGGCCAUAAAGCGCGGGGAUUUGAAUAACCAAUAUGACGGACCCUUUGUGUUUUCCGAAGUGAAUGGCGACAGACUGACCUGGUAUCCAAAUGACGAGGGAAUUAUGACGAUAACGGAAAUAAACAAACACAGCAUUGGGAAGCGUAUCAGUACAAAGAUAGCGGAAGGUAGAACACCUGCUGCUAGUUGGGCCAAUAGGUUUUGCCCAAACAGGGAAGAUAUAACACAAGAGUACAAGUUUGAGGAUGGUAGUCCCGAGGAAAGAGAAGCUAUAAAACGAGCCCAUAUGCAUUCAUCUAGAAAAGGGAUAUACGAAGAUAAGAAAUGGGAUACUUCGUUCGAGCUGGAUCUCAAUCGUGAAAUAAUGAUUGGCCAGCCCUUUCAGCUGAAUCUAAAAAUCAAGAACAUGAGCGACAAGAACAAGACUGUUUCCGGCACUACAAUUGUGAAGAGCACUGAUUAUAGAGGAGAAGUGAACUCGACAAUCCUUUAUCGGUUCCUGACAGGAGGAGACACCGUUCUGACGCCAAAAGAAGAGAAGCUCAUAAGUUACGAUAUGCCGUUUGAGGACUACUUUUAUAGGUUGGCUCUUGAUGAAUGCUUUCUUAAGAUAACCUGUUUAUGUACAGUAAAAGAAACACAUCAGAUCUUUUCCGCUAUUGAAGAAAUGGAGCUUACCAAGCCGAAGCUUACAACCAAGGUAUUGACGGACGGGAAAGUUAGUGUAGGACAGAAGUUUACAGUAGUAACCACCUUCGAGAACCCUCUUCCAAUUCCCUUGACCGAAUGUGAACUGAAAGUAAAUGGUCCAGGGCUUCGUUUACCUGUGAUCUACGCUCCUGAUGAUGUGUUGGAAGGAGGAACAUUCAAAUAUGAGUUUGAAUUAACCCCUGUGAAGUCAGGCAAGAAAAACGUCAUGGUGACCUUUAAUUCGAAGGAACUUCACUCGAUCGAAGGUUCACACAAAAUGGAAAUAUCUGCAUAACUGAUAACGGGAGUGUGUACCUCCACAAACUUGGAAGCAUGCAUAUAAAGAAAUGUCAACAUAUCAUAUACAGCUUUGUUAAUACAUUUAUCUUGUUAAGAAAUAUUCAUUUUAUGUGUCAAAUAAUCAUAUAUAUGCUGAGGCUUAUUGUCUAAACGUUUAUGCAGUUUAAAGAGACAGUGCCGAUAUUAAUAUCUAACUGAUAUUAGUAUCAUCAAAGGAAACGCAUUUGGCUUCUAAAUAGUGUUAUUGUUAUGUAGACAUCAAAGUACAAUUUCUGUAUAUUUAAUUUUCUGCAUAAAAAUACAUCUAUUGUGGCUACAACUACAUGUUGCUUCAGUACAAUGACAAAUGACAAUCAUCGUUAUAUCAAUGAACAUAUAUUUUGGACCCAAAACUUGUGUCACUGGGUCAUUUUGUGUUAGGCUCAUAUGAUGGGUCUUUAUUAAUUGACUGGGUGUUAUUUUUAAAGUCAUGUAAAUGUAGCCAGUAUCUUUUUAAAUGUUCUUAAACUUAAUCGUAUCUGAAAGCUUCUAUGAAGGGUUUUAAAUAUACAUAAUAUAUAUUCUUUUUAAAAAGAGGUGGUUCGAAAUGUCAUACAGAUUGAUUUUUCCAUUCGCAAUGCAACUGUUUUAAUAGCUGGAUGACUUCUACUUUUUGUCUUUUGUAAUGGUUUUAACGAAUAAACUCUUUAUUACCAAA
This is a messenger RNA of Mercenaria mercenaria, 3586 nucleotides long. RefSeq names its product annulin-like. The record is from RefSeq and is a predicted model, not a curated record. The coding region runs from base 500 to 2884 and encodes 794 amino acids. The transcript is spliced from 19 exons. Gene Ontology annotation, biological process: peptide cross-linking. Gene Ontology annotation, molecular function: protein-glutamine gamma-glutamyltransferase activity. NCBI's taxonomy places the organism in Eukaryota, Metazoa, Mollusca, Bivalvia, Venerida, Veneridae.